Messenger RNA from Vombatus ursinus (common wombat), 3822 nucleotides. It is a transcript of the gene SLCO2B1, whose product is annotated as solute carrier organic anion transporter family member 2B1. NCBI's taxonomy places the organism in Eukaryota, Metazoa, Chordata, Mammalia, Diprotodontia, Vombatidae. The transcript is spliced from 15 exons. The record is from RefSeq and is a predicted model, not a curated record. Gene Ontology annotation, biological process: transmembrane transport; bile acid and bile salt transport; sodium-independent organic anion transport. Gene Ontology annotation, molecular function: protein binding; bile acid transmembrane transporter activity. The coding region runs from base 501 to 2609 and encodes 702 amino acids. Gene Ontology annotation, cellular component: membrane.
GAAGGAGGGGGAUGAGAGAAGCACCAACUUAGGGAAGCAGAGGAAGACUGAGAAACAGAGGAAGGGAGAGGGAGAGAGAGAAGGAAGGAGGGAGACACAGAAACUGGAGUCAAACAGAAAGAUACAAGGAAGGAAAGAAAGAAAGAGAGAAACAUAAGGGGAGGGAGACCGUGACAGACAGACAAAGUGGAGGCUAAAGGGGGCAAAAAUGGAGGUUAGUGAAAAAGAGUUGAGUGAGCAAGGCUGCUCUUACUAAUGGGUGGUGGUAGGGACACCUAGGUGCUUGUCUACCUUUGUGAGAUUCGACAGAUACUUGUCUCCCUGCCUGAAAUCCCACCAUUAGAGUUUCACUUUCCUUCCCACAACUUUUGACUUUUAAAAGGUGGUAAGGUAAAUGUGAAACCCGUUCCCCUAGAGGUAACCCCAGAGCAGCCUAGCAGGUUCCGAUCAGCGCCAACAGCAUAAGACGAAGCUCUGGGCCAGCCCAGCAGAGGAUUGAAAUGUCAGAUCCGGAAACUGAGAUCAAGAUGAGCAGUAAGCCUGCAUCUAAAAGCCAAGCUGAGCCAGUCCAGAAGAGGCUCUGUUCCAAUUUAUUUCUCAGCGUCAAGUUCUUUGUACUGUGCCAUAGCCUGCUGCAGCUGGCCCAACUCAUGAUCUCAGGCUACCUGAAGAGCUCCAUCUCCACCAUAGAGAAACGCUUUGGCCUGUCCAGUCAGACCUCAGGGCUCCUGGCUGCAUUCAAUGAGGUGGGGAACACAACCCUCAUCGUAUUCGUGAGCUACUUUGGGAGCCGGGUCCACCGGCCCCGUCUGAUUGGCCUUGGAGCUGUCCUAGUCGCGGUGGCAGGGCUCCUCAUGAGCCUUCCCCACUUCAUCGCUGAGCCCUAUCAUUAUGACCACGUUGACCUUGACUUGUCUCAGGACUCUGCUUCUUCCUUAUGCAUGCUGCCCCAGGCCCCAGCACUGGCCCUGGUCUCUGCUGCAGUCCCAACCCCAAGCAAUAGCAGCUGUGCCUUGUACACGGAGGUGCGGCAGGUGGUGGUGGUGGGGCUCAUGUUCCUGGCACAGACCCUGCUUGGUGUAGGUGCUGUGCCCAUCCAGCCCUUUGGAAUCUCCUACAUCGAUGACUUUGCCCACCCCAACAACUCUCCACUCUACUUAGGGAUCCUGUUUGCUGUGACUCUCGUUGGACCAGGGUUGGCCUAUGGGCUUGGAGGCCUCAUGCUGAGGUUUUAUGUGGAUAUUGACCGGAUGCCUGAAGGAGGCAUCUCCCUGACUCCAAAAGACCCACGCUGGGUUGGUGCCUGGUGGCUGGGAUUCUUGGUCUCUGCUGGUGCUGUGACUUUGACUGCCCUCCCUUAUUUCUUCUUUCCCCGGGAGAUGCCAAAGGAGAAGCAGGAGCUUGGUUUCCAGAAGCAGAUCUUACCUUCGCUGGAUGACAAAGGAGAGAGCUCUCUCAUGAAGCAGGGAACUGAUAACUCCCCAGAGAAAGAGAAGGAUGGAGAGUCUCAGAUAGCCCCAGACCUCACUAUGAUACAGUUCAUCAAAACCUUCCCCCAAGUGCUGCUACAGAAUCUGCGCCACCCCAUCUUCCUCCUUGUGGUCCUGGCCCAGGUCAACAUGACCUCCAUGGUGGCUGGGAUGGCCACCUUUCUGCCCAAAUUCCUGGAGCGCCAGUUCUCUGUCACCGCCUCCUUUGCCAACCUGCUCAUUGGUAGUAUCAGCAUUCCUGCAGCCAUGUUAGGCAUCAUGAUCGGGGGAGUCCUGGUUCAUCGCCUCCACUUGGGCCCCACACGCUGUGCGACUGUUAGUAUCCUAGGGAGCCUCAUUUGCAUGGUAUUUGGCCUGCCACUCUUCUUCAUGGGCUGUCCCACCCACCCUAUCGCCAAUGUCUACGGCCCCAGCUCUCUUCUUGAAAAUGAGGACUUCCUAAACUGUACCCAGCUGUGUUCCUGCUCCAAGAGUAACUUCAACCCUGUGUGUGACACCUGGAGCCGCACUGAGUACGUCACCCCCUGUCAGGCCGGCUGCACAGGGAUGCAGGGUGAUCCAGGCCCAGGUCAAGGCCCAAUUAUCUACACCAACUGCAGCUGCCUCAUUUCAGGAGUUAGGGGUAGUUCUGUCACCUCUGGUUCCUGUGAAUCCCCCUGUAGUCACCUGCUGCUUUCCUUCAUCCUCCUCAUCAGUCUUGGAGCAGCAGUGGCCAGCAUCACUCACACACCCUCCUUCAUGCUCAUCCUAAGGGGGGUGAAGAAUGAAGAUAAAUCUUUGGCUGUUGGAAUCCAGUUCAUGUUGAUGAGAGUUUUAGCCUGGAUGCCCAGCCCCGUGAUCCAUGGCAUUGCUAUUGACACUGCCUGUGUCUUCUGGGCUGAUACCUGUGGGAUGCGGUCCCUUUGUCGAUACUAUGACCAUACCGUCCUCAGGCAUCGGUUCAUUGGGCUUCAGUUUUUCUACAAGCUGGGCACACUGGUCUGCUUCACCCUGGUGUUCAUCAUCCUACGACAGCAGGAGAAGGAGGCUGCUUGCUCUGGGUCCCAGCAUGGCUCUGUUUCCCAGGAGGAGAAGUUGAUCCUCAGCUCAGAGAAGAGAUCUGGGGAAUCCAUAGUGUGAGACAGCUGCCCCAGGCCCGGCCUGCCUCCCUACUCCAUUCUGGAGGGGGCAAAGGACCCUACCAAUGAUGAGGAGAAGGGAUAACAUCUGCAACAAAUAUAGCCUUCACUGGAGUCCUCUACCAGGGGAUGGUGUGGGGGCUAUGUCUAAGUGAAAGGGGCAAAUGGAGACUGGUCACCUGGGAUCUUGUCCCCAAAGAACCAUUCAGGGACUGGAAGACAUUGUCAGAUGCUCUCUCAGUACUCUCAUUUUCUUGUAGUGAGAAAGCCUCAGAUAGAGAGCCUUAUUCCGUACAGAGCCAGAGAUCAUCAAAAGCCAGUCCCCAUAAUGAUCUGGCCAUCCUGCUUGCUUUCAAUGUUGGCUCAUCUCUGCUACCCACAGACAGAGACCAAUGGAUUCUUUCUCCAGUGAUCUCAGCUCUCCUAGAAACAAAGAGACAAGAGGACCAACCCCCAGGGUCACGAUACAAAUUCACACAUGGGGAAAUGGAGAGACAGGAUUCCAAGCUCACCAUGCAUAUGGGAGCUUCCGUGUUCCUGGACCUCAUCUCAACCUGUUACCUAGGAAAUACAUGUCAAGGAUGCUGAGCACUCAUCUCCAGGAAUGAAUUGACAAUCACUAACAUCAGAGAUUGACUGUCCCUUGUAUACUCUGCCUCCAUUUUUUAUACUCUCCCUUUGAUCAUUCUUAGAGCCCAGACCGAGAACAACCAGCCCCAGGUUCCUUUGCCUAAGCUCCUGGCAGGUUUGCAAAUUUGCCUGGGGGCAGGGUUAUUUCAUUAUACUGUUGCACUUAUCCAGAGAUAUAGUUCCCCUUGCUUUCACAAGCCACUGUUUACACCAACUAUAGAUAGUCACCUCUUACCUUUGGCCAGGCAUCCAUCCAGGGAAUUCCUCCUUUUUUCUAACAAAACAAAUGCUUCUUCUUGCCAAAUUCCUGCCCAAGCCUAGAUCCCUCAUCCAGAACUGACAUAAAGCAGAGAUUUCCCCCAACCUUUGGAUGAGAAAAGGUUGCCUUUAAUCUCUACAAAAUCCUUCGAGUCACCUUGGCCCCUCUGUCUGCCAGUAUGAAGACCCUGAUACUCUGAGACAGGAUCAGUCUGUGAAGUUGCAUCUGGACAUGCUAUAUUUCCUUCACCAAGGUUCAUAGUCAGUGACAGCUCAAGGACAAUCCUAUGACUUAAAAGGCAAAAUAAAUUGAAUUCAUUUCUCUA